AUGAAUUGGUUGUCUCUAUUGCUCCUACUGUCGAUAUAUACCACAUUGGGAGAAAGCAGAAAACGUUGUGUAAAAGCAAUUGGAAGAGUUCGAUGUCCGACUGAUUGGGACCGACAUUAUCGAGUGACAGUCAAGCUAAUGGACAAGGAUCGUAUGUUUUUUUGUCAUUGAUAUGUUGAAACAUUAAUCACUAAACCUCUGUAUAACGAAUUGCAAUUGACCAAGAAAAUUGUUUGUUAUAGAAGGGUUUUCCGUUCAAAAUUUUUUUGGCCUAAAAUUGAUUAUGCCGGCCUUUGAAAUUGUUCGUUAUAGAGCGGUUGUUGUUGUAUGGAGAUUUUUUCUUUUUUCGCACAGUGCAAAACAGGAUUUUUUUUUAUGCACGGGCACACCGUGUAAUAAAUGUCCAUCCACUUUAUGAAAAAACUAAUCUAAGCUGGCGCAUUUUACAAUCAGGAACACAGUAUGGAGACAUUUUAUUCUAGUGAAGUUUGUUAUACAGAGGUCCCACAUUAUUUCGGUCUGUCGGGAAAAUAAUGAGCACAAUGUCGCUAAAGUGAAAAAGCAAUUUAAUUUUGCCGCGACACAAUUCAUUUUUCUCGGCGGCGAUACGAUUUUUGUCGCGACAGAAUGCUCAUUAUUUUCCCGACAGACUGACAUAACAACAUAAUGGAGCGAAUUUGCAGCCCUCCCUUGGGAAGCGGACGACGAAAUGGGUACCACGCAGACCGAUGAAGACGGAAAUUACGUUGUUCAAGGCUGCGGUGAGGAUCUGGGCGCGUGGAACGACCCCGAUCCAUACAUUUUGGUGGAGCAUCGAUGCCCGGAGCCCGGCCAUACGAUCAGCAUUCCAAGGAGAGCCAGAGUGUAAGAAAACACUUUUUUUGUCGAUUUCUCGGCGCUCAGCCGAGAUGUCCAAAAAAUUGUUUUUGAAGUAGAAAGAAGAAGAUGUGCGGGGUUUCGUCCAAAAAAACUGUUUCUCCGCCGACACGGAAAGUAGUGAAUUCGGCGGAGACUUUUGAUCGCUUUUUUGAUCAUCCCAUCAAUCAAAACUCUUUUUUAUAAUGAUUUCUGUGGGUUGAAAAGACAACAUUUGCUGAUUUUUAUCUUUAUCAAUCUUUCGGCGAAGGCAUGGCGGACGCUUUUCAUACCGGCGGAGUCCAUAACUCGGUUUCGGACGAAGAUACAUUGUUGGGGGAAUAGCCUUGAUACUAACGGUAAUUAUGAUAUUUCAGAGUGACGAUUGAGCGCAAAUACUUGCCAGAGAUUGUCUAUGUGGAGACUGUGAGAAUCGACGAAAACACACGGUUUUGA
Messenger RNA from Bursaphelenchus xylophilus (pine wood nematode), 1311 nucleotides. NCBI's taxonomy places the organism in Eukaryota, Metazoa, Nematoda, Chromadorea, Rhabditida, Aphelenchoididae. The record is from the annotation of a GenBank genome assembly.